AUGGGCCCCUGUACCGCCUCCCCAUGCUGCUGCCAGGCCCGUAAUCUGCCAUGGGCCCCCCGUACCGACUCCUCAUGCUGCUGCCAGGCCCGUAAUCUGCCAUGGGCCCCUGUACCCCCGCCUCCUCAUGCUGCUGCCAGGUCCAGAGUGUGUCAUGGGUCCCUGUACGGCCUCCCAUUGCUGCUGUCUCUAUCGCCACACUCUGCCAUGUGCCACUUUCAGGUCUCCUCACACUGCUGGUGGUUUCCAUUUUUGUCAUAGGGUGCUGUAUGGCCUCCCAUUGCUGCUGCCUCCACCGCCACACUGUGGCUCCACACUCUGGUUUUGGCCCCGUGACUGCCCAAAUGAGUGAAGUGUGCGGUGAUUCUAAGAUCGACGGCACUCAUCUGCAUGUCAUACUGACUGACAGUAUUAUUUCUCUUCCCCAGCAGACUCCAAGGGCAUUUAAAUUAAAGGUACAGUGUUCAGCACUAAUAUUA
This is a messenger RNA of Staurois parvus, 479 nucleotides long. The record is from the annotation of a GenBank genome assembly. Lineage: Eukaryota; Metazoa; Chordata; Amphibia; Anura; Ranidae.